Molecule: messenger RNA, 1640 nt
Organism: Panicum hallii
Lineage: Eukaryota; Viridiplantae; Streptophyta; Magnoliopsida; Poales; Poaceae
Product: probable carboxylesterase 2
Exons: 1
Coding region: 114-1166 (350 amino acids)
Molecular function (GO): hydrolase activity
Source: RefSeq, a predicted model, not a curated record
UGGCGGCCUCAGUCCCCGAGACGCAGCAGCAGCAGCUAGGUGCGGACAGGCAGAGCCUGCUCACAGUCUCACACUCCACUCUGCCACCCUCUGUCUGAGCUGCCCCUGUUGCCAUGGACGCGCGGAUCUUGCUCCCGCUGCUGCUCUUCCUCCUCGGCUCGCAUUGCUGGACCGGGGCGGCGGCGGCGAGGCGGCAGCUGCUGCAGGCCCGGCGCGCCGGGGAUCCCAACUCGCAGGUCAAGUUCGACUUCUCGCCGUUCCUCAUCGAGUACAAGAGCGGGCGCGUGAAGCGGCUGAUGGGCACCGACGUGGUGGCGGCGUCCUCGGACGCGCUCACGGGCGUCACCUCCCGCGACGUGGUCAUCGACCCGUCCACGGGCGUCGCGGCGCGGCUGUACCUCCCGAGCUUCCGCGCCAGCGCCCGGGUGCCCGUGCUCGUCUACUUCCACGGCGGCGCGUUCGUGGUGGAGUCCGCGUUCACGCCCAUCUACCACGCGUACCUCAACACGCUGGCGGCAAGGGCGGGCGUCGUGGCCGUGUCCGUGAACUACCGCCUGGCGCCGGAGCACCCGCUCCCGGCGGCGUACGACGACUCGUGGGCCGCGCUCAGGUGGGUGCUCGCGAACGCGGCCGGGUCGGACCCGUGGCUGUCCCAGUACGGCGACCUGUCGCGGCUGUUCCUCGCCGGUGACAGCGCGGGCGGCAACAUCGCGCACAACCUGGCAUUGCGCGCGGGGGAGGAGGCCCUGGACGGCGGCGCGCGGAUCAAGGGCGUGGCGCUGCUGGACCCCUACUUCCAGGGCCAGAGCCCCGUGGGCGCGGACGCCACGGACCCGGCGUACCUCCAGUCGGCGGCGCGCACCUGGAGCUUCAUCUGCGCGGGGCGGUACCCGAUCAACCACCCCUACGCGGACCCGCUGGUGCUGCCGGCGGCGUCGUGGCAGCACCUGGGCGCGUCCCGCGUGCUGGUGACCGUGUCGGAGCGGGACCGGCUGAGCCCCUGGCAGCGCGCCUACUACGCCGCGCUCCGGGGCAGCGGCUGGCCCGGGGAGGCGGAGCUGUACGAGACCCCCGGCGAGGGCCACGUCUACUUCCUCACCAAGCUCGGCUCGCCGCAGGCGCUCGCCGAGAUGGCCAAGCUCGUCGCCUUCAUUAACCGCGACUAGCAGCCGGGGUGCGGAGUCGCCGGCUCGCCGCGGCGGCACCGUGACGGCAUCAGUAUACUACAGUAGUGGCAGUAACUAGCGAGGAGUGAGGGGUGAUUAGUACUAGUAAUUACUACUUUUUUGUCCUUGAUGGUGAUUACCGGUCGAUUAUAUUAUUACCACUAUACGUCGUCGGAAGAAAUGGCUCCUCCCCAGCAACCGUCCGGAUGGAGAGGGGGACCGGUGUUUGCUCGUUCGCCCGCCGGCCCGCGUCGCGUCUCAUUGACUGCAGCCCACAGGCACAGGCAGGAGGCUAGCGUGCUGUGCAGCUGUGCUAGUGUGCUGGCCGCUGCCUGCGUGUAGCGGUUACUUCAGUUACAGUGCUGCCGUAUAAUAUUCGUAUAGAAGCGUCACUCUGCUACUGGGACCAGCUGCCGACUGCAGUGUGUACUUUUUUUUUCUGCUAGUGCUAUAUGGUUGCCUGGUUGGUGAUUC